Molecule: messenger RNA, 1719 nt
Organism: Cryptomeria japonica (Japanese cedar)
Lineage: Eukaryota; Viridiplantae; Streptophyta; Pinopsida; Cupressales; Cupressaceae
Exons: 15
Coding region: 163-1407 (414 amino acids)
Molecular function (GO): zinc ion binding
Source: RefSeq, a predicted model, not a curated record
CUGUUUUUGUGUUUUUCAAUAAAUAUAUUUAUUGUGCGUGUGAAGUUAAUGGAAGAAUUUUUAGGACAGUCUUUGGGAUUUGUCGUUGUUACAAGCUUGAUUUCAUUAAAGAACUAAAAAUUUUCUCUGAUUUGAAUUUUUCCGCCAUUAGAAAAAUCCGAUAUGGAGUGCAGUCGUUGUUUGGAGGGAGUUCCCUUUCACAACAUGGCACAGUGUGCAGAUGGACACCUCUUUUGUUCUGAAUGUUUAGAAAAGCAUGUAGAAGAAUACAUAUCGGGAUGUUUUGAAACUUGUACUUCUUUAUGCUGCUUGGACACUAAUGGCUGCAAGGAGUCAUUUCCUUUGUCAGAGAUUCAAAGAAGUCUACCAAGUGAUCUUGUUGAAAGAUAUGAACAACGGCAGGCUGAAACAGAUAUUGAACUAGCCAAUCUUGAAAAUCUGGUCUAUUGCCCUUUCUGUAACAUUCCUUAUCAAGGGAAUAAGGAUGCACUUAUUUUGCUAUGUCCCUGUUCAAAGGAACCCUUUGAUGAUGAGGGUAGAAAUUCAGAAGGCCCCAUCGAAGUGGAAGCAAGAUGCUCCAGCAAGGAAAUGCUUUCUGUAGCUGAGGAUAUGGAGUGUUGUUGUUGCUAUGAAUAUCUUCUAUUCCCAAAUGUGGUACAGUGUGCAGAGGGGCACCUUUUCUGUUUUCAAUGUUUAAGGAAACAUGUUGAAGAAUACACAUUCGGAGGUUUCCAAGCUUGUAGUUCUUUAUGUUGCUUGGAUACCAAUGGCUGCAAGGAGUCAUUUCCUUUGUCAGAGAUUCGAAGAAUUCUUCCAUAUGAUGUCUUCGAAAAAUAUGAACGACGCCAGGCUCAAUCUGAAAUUGAUAAAGCCAAACUUGAAGAUCUGGUCUAUUGCCCUUCUUGUAACAUACCUUACCAAGUGGACGAGGGUAUACUUGUUCUGCAAUGUCCAAACAUCAACUGUUCAAAGGCUUCUUGUAUCCCAUGUAAAAAGCCGGAUCACAGGCCAUUACGUUGCGAUGAGGUUGAGAAGAAAUCUGAGACUUCUCUGCGAAGAAAAAUUGAAGAGGCAAUGGCAAAAGCUGUGAUAAGGGUAUGCAAUUCUUGCAAUGCAGAGCUAGUCAAGGUAGAUGGUUGCAAUAAGGUGAAAUGUAAAUGUGGAACUAUAAUGUGUUAUAUAUGCCGACAAACCAUCCCAGAUGAAUAUUCACAUUUUUGUCAGCAUUCUCGAGAUCCAGCGAAUGGCUGCCAAAAAUGCAAAAAGUGUGGACUGUGGGCUACGGAGGUUGAAGAUGAACUAGCUAGGGCUGCAAAGGAGAGAGCAAUGAAGAACUUGGUUAAAGAAGAGCCCACUUUACUGAACAAGAAUAUUGGACCUAAACUUGGCAAUCUUAGCCUCAAUUAGUACCUCCACAAAGUUGUCAUAUCAGGCUAAUCCUCAACCAAAUAAAACAAUAAUGAUUGACCUCAAUAUGCUUUGUAAAUAACUAAUUUUUAAAUUUAAGCAUAUUUUGCUUUGAGUGUUGCAACUCAAUCCAUAGUUUCUAUGAAAACAUCGAUGAUUGCUUCUUUUUCAAGCAAUAUCACCAUGUCGUAUGUGGGAAUUAUAUUGUCAUGAUUUAACAUCGUUGUGAGUACAUGGGUACCUUGUAUUUGAUUGUCGACACACAGUAAUGAUCUUUUUUUUGUCAAUAAGUUGAAAAUGGUUGACAUGGUA